Molecule: messenger RNA, 1756 nt
Organism: Tribolium castaneum (red flour beetle)
Lineage: Eukaryota; Metazoa; Arthropoda; Insecta; Coleoptera; Tenebrionidae
Gene: exu
Product: exuperantia
Exons: 5
Coding region: 200-1420 (406 amino acids)
Biological process (GO): bicoid mRNA localization
Molecular function (GO): protein homodimerization activity; RNA binding
Source: RefSeq, a predicted model, not a curated record
UCCUACAUGGAUCAAGUUAGCGGCUGUUUCAAACAGCUGAUCUAAUCCCAGCAACAUAUGUUUUUGUUUACACAAAAAUUCACUUGUUUUUUAAUCGUGCUGUCAAUCGAAUGCGAAUCAAUCAUUUUCUAAUUCUAAAAACGUCUCAAACUUUCCCAACACCUCAACCCUUUACCCAAGAACAAACUUGUGAACCAGCAUGGUCCAGAACGACAGUUCGAAUUCAGGCGACGAGGGCUCGCCCCCAGUAGCCGCCCCCAACCCGGCCAAGGGCAUUCCUUUGGGGAAGUACCGCCUCGUGGGUUGGGGGGUGGACACCACCGGACGCCGCCUCAUCGACGAAAUCUGCCAAAUCGCCGCCUACAGCCCUUCAAGUCAAUUUUCCCAAUACAUCAUGCCCUUCUCAGAUUUAAACCCUUCGUACCGUCGCAAACACAGCAUCCGUGUAGUCAACACGGGUCGCUAUCGCAUGCUCAAAGACAUGCGAUCGAAUAAAUUCGUCAAGACCAAGAGCGACGUGGCGGCGCUUACCGACUUCCUCGAAUGGCUGGAGAAGGUGCAAGGGGAUGACGCCCACGACGGCAUCAUCCUCAUCUACCACGAGAUACGCAAAGCAUCACCAGGCAUGCUCCUGGAGGUCCUACGCAGGUACAACCUCCUGGAGCGUUUCGCUAAAAUUGUCAAAGGCUUUGCGAACGGUUUUAACAUUGCUCAAGCAAAAUGCGCCAAAACCACCAAAUCGUUCAGUCUGAGAGUCAUGGCUAAGGUGCUCCUCAACCGCGAAGAUGAAGAUUUUUCCAGUGCUGUUGACCGAGCGAGGGUUUCGUAUGAAAUUGCGGCGCAUUUAGCGCAAGGCGAACGCCAGGAUUUGGACGAGAAGAAACCCACAGGAACCGAACCCGAAAUUAUUAAUUUUGUUUGCCCGUUUGUUAAUCCUAUUUCAGCAGAAGAGGAUGAAAUUGCACAGUUUAAGGUGUUGCUAGAAAGGCAAAACACUUUCCGCCCUGUUUUUGGUGCCUUAUUGAGAGCGAGUCGCCCCGAAAGACAGCAUGCAACGCAUUUGAGACGACUUUUGGCCGAAAAUAAUAUUAAUUAUGAUAAAUUGAAGCAGGCGUAUGAGGAUGGUGCAAAGGAUGGAUUGGAUAAGGUGCUAAAAAGUGAGGUAGCGAACGCCAAAGAGACUGAACUGAGCGAGCUGUUGGACAUUUUGGAUUGUUUUUUCGAUCCGGAGAAAAAGGCUGUGCAGCCCAAGCCACGGUAUUAUCAAAACAACAACAAUAGGAAACCUCGAGGUACAAGAAAAUCGUUCAACAAAGAUAGGAAUUCAGAAUCGACGAGUAGUCCAAACGCCUCGUCUGAUAAUGCGACUGAGAAAACUGGAACCGAAUCUGAAAAAGAGAAGACUGUAGAAGUGCAAUAAUUGUGCCUUUGACAUUUUUCAUUGAUUUUUUUUACAACACUUCUUUCGUUGCUUUAUUAAUCAGUUAAGAAUUUUUUUAUUUUAUUUGUAAUUAUUAAUGCGUAAUUUAACGUUUUUUUUUAACGAAAGGUGUGUUACUAUAAGGUGUUAAUAUUUUCGGAGUUUAUUUGUGGAUAAAAUCUUUAAGUUUAUAGGAGUCAUGUUGAUCGUGAUAAUGAGAUAAUAUAUUGCAAUUAUUGUAUAUUAAGUUUGAUAAUGGGUGAUUUUUAUGUGGCAAAUUUAUUUUAUAUUUGUUACAUACCUGUUAUUUAUUAAAAAAUAUAACUAUUAACCGAC